AUGAGCCAAGAAAUUGAUGAUGCUUCCCAAAGUGAUGUUCGGGCCAGAACUUUACGAUAUAGUACUGUUUUUUUUCAAGGACUAUUAAAUGAAGAUAAAAAUAAACGUUCAAAGGAAUUGAAAAAAAUAGAAAGCGAUGUAAACAAAUUGGUAAAAUUAUGUUAUCCUCCUGGAUUAUCAACUCCUAACAAUACAAAGAUUGGUGAUAAUACAAUUGGAUCCACAACUAGAUCAUCUCCAUUACUCAGUAAUGGGUCAGCAUCAGCAAAUGCUUCAUCUGCUGCUUCACCAACGCCAAACUUGGAUGGUGGUAAUGAAUUAUCUUUCAAUAUUAAUAACAUUAAUAAUAAUAUUAUUAAUAAUAUUUAUAACGUUAAUAAUAUUAAUAAUAUUAAUAAUAUUUAUAACAUUAAUAAUAUUUGUAAAAUUAAUAACAUUAAUAAUAUUAUUAAUUUGGUCAAUAAUAACGUUAAUAAUAUUUCUGAUACUUCUUCCUCAGUUACUUCUCCCAAUCCGGCUCAUGAAGUUAAUCCCUCUGAUCUUUUAAGUGUGGUUAAUAAUAAUGAUAUUGAAAACGCUGGAGAGAUACGUGAUAGUCGUCGAAAUUCUGAAGAUAAUAAUCGUCGAAUUUUACUUGAGAAUGUUAAUAAAAUCGCUGGAGAGAUACGUGAAAGUCGUCGAAGUUCUGAAGAUGAUGAGGAUGUUAAUAAAAACGCUGGAGAGACUUUAAGAAUACUUAUUUUAGCAAUGUUGCGCAUGUCCAUCGAUUGUCCUCUUGCUGACAUUCGUGAAGUGUUUCAAAAAUUUUUAAUAGAAUUAAGGAGAAUAGGAGUUUCCGUUCCAAUACCAAUUCACCCUACUCCUUCAAGAUAUAUACUACCGGAAGAUACGUUAACAUUAGAAUGGCUUUCUCAUUCCAGAACUCCUUCAUUCAGUAAUGAUGAAGGUGAAGUAUCACAACCAUCUCCAUCCGAUAAUGAUGAGGAUGAAGUAUCACAACCAACUUUAUCCCCUCCGGAAAAUGCCUCCACCAUUGUAGGACGACAGCCAGAUGCUUCCGCUCGAGAAUUAAUGAUUAAUACUUUUAUUGAUAAAGGAAGAUUAAGUCAUUAUUAUAGAAUAUUAUCUUAUUUUCCAAGUUUCAUGAAAAUGUAUCAAAGUUCAUUUUCUGCGAUAAUAGAAUCAACCGGUGGUCCUUUAAGAAAAUCUGAUAGAUAUUAUAUUGCAAUUAUGGCCGUAUCUCAACAUAAAUCUCAAUAUCUUAUUUCAAAACUUAAGAAUGAAUUUUUACUUCACGGUGGCGAGGCUAAAUGGUUAGAUGGAUUACAAAAUGUCCCAGUAAAGAUUAAAAAACUUGCUCAAAUAAAUAGCAUUUUAGCACAUCAACCAUGGCGUCUUCAAAAAAGCCAUAUUGGUGAUCUUAUUAGAGGUCCAAAUCCUCCUGAUAAUUGGGCUGUUCCAGAAGUUGUUCAUAUUAUCUCAAUCCUUAGCACAUUUCAUAGUUUAAGUAGUUUUGUAAUUAGUUGUGGUAUCGUUCCUGAAUAUGAUUGUUUAGGUGGAUAUCAAAAUGAUGAGGAAACAACGACAGGUUCUUCUCUUGGACUACAUGAUAAUUCACACCAAGCCUCACAAGAGGUAGCAAAAGGCAUAGGAAUCACAUUAAAUAAUACAGAUACCACAGAAGCAAUUGUCGAUGAGCCAAUAAAUGAGAUUAACCCAGAUACCACAGAAGAAACUGUCGACAAGUCAAUAAAUGAGACGACUGGGUCAGAAUCUUCUUCUCCGUCAUCACCAUCGGAAAAACCACCUAAUACUCCUGUCAGUUUACGUUCUAAUGAUUUUUCUCUUUAUCUCGAUCCUCCAGAAAUUGAGAUUACAUAUGAUGACUUUUCAUUCUUUUCUGAAGAAUAUGCACCACUUAUGCUCCGAGAUUAUAGUUGGGCCGAUCAAGGAGUUGUAAUGGUGAAUAAUUUUUUACCAAGUGUCGGCGAAUUAUUGGAUCAAGAAUUCUCUGAAAUUAUAACGGCUGAUUAUAGCAAUGUAUCACCACUUUGUCAUCAAAUCUGGGUCUAUGUACAAAGACUAUUAGGUUUACAAGAGGACUAUAUUAAUGAUGACGAACAACCACUUGAUGAUGAUAUUAAGAAUUAUCUAAAAAAGGUAUGUACUAUGCCUGAAUCUAUAACAGAGGAAGAUUGGAAAAAUGUAAAUUACCAACAUACAGAGGAGAAAUGUCACUUAACCCUUAUUGCAGUUGAAGCACGCAAACAAGCCGAAUUAAUGUAUGGUUUACGGAAUGUAAUGAAAUGGAGAAAAGCAAUAAGUGAAAAAAAUUAUGACAAUGAUGACGAAAAAUAA
Messenger RNA from Diversispora eburnea, 2358 nucleotides. Lineage: Eukaryota; Fungi; Glomeromycota; Glomeromycetes; Diversisporales; Diversisporaceae. The record is from the annotation of a GenBank genome assembly.